Malania oleifera is the source of this 1857-nucleotide messenger RNA. Its product is annotated as 3-hydroxyisobutyryl-CoA hydrolase 1-like. The transcript has 13 exons. Lineage: Eukaryota; Viridiplantae; Streptophyta; Magnoliopsida; Santalales; Ximeniaceae. Gene Ontology annotation, molecular function: 3-hydroxyisobutyryl-CoA hydrolase activity. Bases 232 to 1410 code for a protein of 392 amino acids. The record is from RefSeq and is a predicted model, not a curated record. Gene Ontology annotation, biological process: L-valine catabolic process.
ACCCACAAAAUUUGGGUACGUAGGUGACAAACACAUGAAGCAGCCAUAUACAUAUAUACACGCUUCUCACAUUUCCUACUGUGCACUCUGUAGCUACAUCUUGAUUAUUUUCUAUUUAAAGGUUUCAAAGGUUGAGGGAAACUUCAGGACUACUGCAUUUAUGCACACACACACGCACACAGAUAGAUUGAUAAUACGGUGAGAUUGAGCUCAAGCUAGCUUGCUUGCAACAUGCGUCGAUCCACAAUCAAUAAUCCGACUUCCUUCUUCUCCAUACUCCCGCCGGAAUCCAACCAGGUACUUUUCGAAGAAAAUUCAGGUGGUCGAAAGGUUGUGCUAAAUAGGACUCAAAAGCUGAAUUGCCUCACCUAUGACAUGAUUUCUAAAAUUUCAAAGGCUUUGAAAGAGUACGAGGAAGAUCGAUCGGUCAAAGUUGUGAUCUUGAAGGGAAAAGGAAAAGCAUUUUGUGCUGGGGGAGAUGUUCUUAGUGUUGUGAGCUGUUCUACUAUGGGGCAUUGGAGCUUUGCAGCAAUCUACUACAAGAAACAACUUCUCCUAGACUAUUUAAUUGGUACAUAUAAAAAGCCCUUGGUUUCGCUCAUCAAUGGAAUCGUAAUGGGGGGAGGUGCUGGACUAUCCCUGCAUGGCAGAUUUCGGAUUGUCACCGAGAACACUAUAUUUGCCAUGCCAGAGGCAUCAAUAGGGCUUUUUCCAGAUGUUGGUGCAUCACAUUUCCUUUCCAGGCUGCCUGGCUCUUUUGGAGAAUAUCUAGGGCUUACUGGUGCUAAAAUAGGUGGAUCAGAAAUGCUUGCAUGUGGGCUUGCCACACAUUUUGUUCUUUCAAAGGACCUUCAUUUGUUGGAAAAUGCACUAUGUGAGGUGACAUCUUCCAAUAUUUCAAUCAUCUCUAAUAUGAUUGAUAGAUUUACACAUAAAGUAUCUUUGAAACAAGAUAGUGCUUAUGCAAGAUUGGACGUUAUUAACAAAUGUUUCUCAAGAAAAACAGUUGAAGAAAUAUUAGAAUCCCUCGAGAAUGAGGUAAAAAAUGGAGCCCAAAAAUGGCUUAUUGCAGCAAUAAGUUCCCUAAAAUCAGCUUCUCCAAUGAGCCUUAAAGUUACUCUUAGAGUGAUUAGAGAAGGGCGAAAGGAAAGGCUAAAAGAAUGUUUAAUUCGAGAUUAUAUUAUCAGUAGCCACAUGUUACGAAGAACUAUCAACGGUGAUUUCUAUGAGGGCGCAAGAGCAAUGCUGAUUGAGAAAGACAAAAAUCCUAAGUGGGAGCCUUCAAAACUAGAGCUAGUUAGCAAGGAAAUGGUGGAUCGGUGUUUUGUUGCUCCUGAAGAUGAUCAUUGGGAAAAUAUGCAUUUUCCUUAUAGAGCUUGUCCAAGCAACAUGUACAGACCAAGACUCUAAGCUUGUUUUUGAGUAUGGUGCAAAGAAAAAGAAACAAUGCUUGAUUUUGUUCGAAGUUAAUUUGAUAUUUAAAUAGUAGUGAGGUACACGACCUAAGAGGAAUACUCUAUUACGUGCGUUUUCUAUAUGUAUUUACGGAUAAAACAUUUGCACGAGAGUUCAUUUAUGUAUGACAUACAUGGUAGAGGCGACCACAUCGAUCCAAAGAUAUUUUUUAGAUUCUUAUACGACCACUCUUAGGCUUUCAAAAGAUAUCUCUGGGGGAGCAUUAGUAUGCUGGAGCAGAUCCCAUGCCCAAGUGUGGGUCCGCUUCUCACCUAAACUUGUCUAGGAUUCUUUCGAGAGAGUCUUUCGAAAAACUCAUCAUUUUUUGUGUUAUAAAUACUCAUGUUGAAUUUAUAAAAUAACAUGGAAUAAAAAGUGUGCUUUCAUGUUUUCAUUUACUAA